UCAUUUGGUACUGGUGUGUUACAAGGCUUCAGGGUUAGAGGCCUGGGUACUCAGCUGUCCUGCUUGUUUCAAUAUAUAGCACGACCUCUGACGUAAUAAACAGGAAUUUUUUCGAGUUAUUGUUAAAGAGUUAUGCUCCUUUCCAAGCAAUCCACAUGUAUUCAGAAAAGAAAACAGUCCACACGUACGCAGGCGAUGAGUGUUUAAACCUUUUAUCACUUUCAAGGAGUUUCGCCACAAUUCCGGUGUCAAGUUGCUUGUACUUGAAGCCAUUAAUAUGACUCCCAUGCAGUUAGACAGCCAUCAGUCGUGAGGUUUCACACGGCAGACAGGCAGUCAUUCACCAUGAUCUACAGCAGAGUGUAUUGGCUCCUAUUCAGUCUCAUCGUUUGUUCUGGGCCGACUUUCCCGAAGAUACAUUGCCCAAACAUCUGCAUAUGCGAAAAGCAAGAAAAAGGCCUGCUGAAUAUUGUGCGUAAUGUCACUAAUGCGGCUAACCUUGGUUCUCAGAUCUUGUCGAAAGACACCAGAAAACUGGAUUUAUCCAGCUGUGGAUUGACAAGGAUUCCUUCAGAAUUGUUCGUUAAUUUGACCAACUUAGAGAUUCUAUCUUUAGCAAGAAACCAGAUCACCGUAAUAGAAGAAAGGGCAUUCAAAGAUCUUAUUGGACUAAAGAUAUUGAAUCUCACUGAUAACAUUCUUAGUGACUGGAAAGGACAAAUUUAUUCCGAGCUACCCUCCCUAAGGAUAAUUGACUUGACUGGGAACGUGCAUUGGAAGCCAGACAAGAGACUUCUCAACGUGACUACUCUUAGUGAAGUCAGGGGGGUGAAAUGGAGCCAUGAUUGUGUCAACUGUUUACUGCAAAGGACAAACAAUACUUUAACUGGUGACAUUCCUGAUGAUUUGGAAUGUAAUACUGCCAUGUUGUAUGAAUUCCAAGGCUUUCAAGUGAGCUUCACUGAUACGUGUUUGAAAAAAAUGUGUGAGCCAGUCUGUAUGCCUAAAACAAUUGCUAUAAUAAAACAACUAAAGCAAAGAAGUUAUGACAGAGGGAAGUACUUCUAUGGUUGUUAUGCCGUUGGAAGUUUGGCUUUCUCGCUGAACUUGAUCGUCUUGGUUAAUGUAUUUCUGUCCAAAGCGAUGCGCCGAGAGAUGUCAAUGAUUUUAAUAGCCAACAUGGCUUCUUGUGACAUACUAAUCAGCAUCUAUGUUAUUUUGAUUUCAAAACACAACGUCUUUCUUGCAACGCAUGAACAGAAUGCACAAAGUAUCUCGCAGGACGGACAAAAUGCAAGCACCAUAGGAGAUGUUUACACUCGUCAUUGUCAAGGCUCAACCAUUCUUCUAACAGUUGGAGAAAUCGUAUCAUUAGUAACAGCCUUGCUUUUGACCAUUGAAAAGUACACUUGCAUAGUCUACUGCAUGAAACCUGAUGUUAGGCUGAGAAAGAAGCAUACUUUCGUUGUCCUUCUUGUCACGUGGAUUGGAUCCUUCCUCUUUGCUAUUUCACCGUAUUUUGGCAUCUUCAACCUGAAAUAUAGUGCGUCUUUCAUGUGUACAAUGCCAGUGACGGAUGGAAAGAACCCCACAUUUAUCAUCUAUCCCUUGGUUAUCGUAGCCGUAAACUAUAUCUUAAUGCUACCCAUGUAUUUACGCAUAUUCCUGUACGUUCGUCGAUCCAGUGCUGCAGUGGGACUGCACAGAAAUGCUGCGUUAGCCAAGCAGGUUUCCAUCAUGGUUGGUUCCAACUUCUUGUUCUUCGUGGUUCCUAUGGUUCUUCUGGUAGUCAACGUGUUUAUCUUGGGUAGCCAUUCAGAUAUAAUACUAGAUGGCUCGUCAAAGGAUCACAUCGUUUACAUCUGGCUUCCUAUUAUGUUUUUUGGUAUGAACUCGGUACUCAAUCCAUUUCUUUACGCCUUUAGACGCAAGAGGUUCCAGCGAGAGUUGAUCGAUCGCAUCUGUUUUGGAGGACGGCUUCCAGAGCGUCUUCGUAGAGCUUUCUCAGCCUUAAAGUCAAGCCGAAUGACUUCCUCGGCGAGUAGAGUCGAUCUUUAUGAGGUAGAGAGGCAAACCGUCCAGGGGAUGGAAAAUCAACGUCGAAUAGGCCGGACAAGCUCCGAUAUGCCGUUCCCGAAUACAGAAAGAGUUUUGCUGUGUAAGGUUACAGACAUACCAAGUAAGAGAAAAGAAGCUCCAUUAAUGAAGCCUGGUUAGACAAACACAGCCACAGCGAUAAAGUCAUAGUAACAGCCAAACUGAUUAUAGACAAGACAUGUGCCUGGCUCGAAGACUAGUUUUAUCGGUACCGACUCUCGUCAAUAUAUACUGAUUUGUAGUAUGUGGUCGCAAUUUUAUCGCUUGAUACAAAAAAAAAAWGAAAGUAUUUAGUGGAAAUCUAUAACGGCACCUGGAAUAGUGGCGUAGAUAUUGUAGCAUCGUUAUAUGCUAUGUUUAUAGCUAUGUACAUUCUGGAAGUGCAUAACAAUCAGUAGACUGGGUUAGCAGUGCUUUGGUCUCAGUUGCAUGACUCACCACAGGGAGCCCAUAUCGCAUUUGUACAUUGGCUAAUGUACUCUUCUUAAACUUACCUUGGAUACGAGAAAGUAACUUGAAAAUACAAACCUUGGAAAGAAAUGACACAAAUUCCAUUGACAAAUUUGAAUUCAAAUAAAGUUUAUUAUAUUGUUUGAGAAAAAGUGCGAUUGCUUUUGUAUUUUUAUGUUAGCCUCGCUUAAAGAUAAUUUUGAGAAGGGUCCAUUGGUGAUCCGUUAGAAAGAUCGCUUUAUUGUGAAUGUUAUUGAGAAUCUGAAUAUAUGGUAGUAUAUUUCAUGACAGCAAAUAAGAGGAAGAUGAUUUCAAAGGAACUGAGAAUAAUCAUUCUAUCCUAAUCCAACUAAAGAACAAGUUAGCACAUGCUACCGCCAUCCAAUCACAACACUUGAAGAAAACCAAUUGUCUGCUUUUGGCCCCUUAGCCUCGCUUGUAUGCUGUUCUUUUUUUUAAAUUAUUAUUAUUCUUUUUUUUUUUAUUUAAACAUAUUUUAUCGAAACAUUAACCCCAAGAGCGUAACGCUCAUCGAGGGGGUCUAUGUAUGCUGUUCUAAAUGCACACUUUGGACGAGGAAGAAGCCUGAUCUUGACAUUAAUAAUGCAAGGGUGGAUCCAGGCGUGGUGAAAGGGGGUCGCUAGUAUAGACACCCCCGUUUUGCUCCAAUUUCUCAGUAUUGCUCUUAGCAAGCCUCCUCCCUUUUCAUCGCUUCCCUGGUAAAGAUUUUGUAAUAGUGCCCCCCUCCCCUCCCCCCCUUGCUAAAAUUCCUGGAUCCGCCACUGUGAUGUAAUGUAAAAAAUAUAAAAACGAAAAUAUAUAAUAUAAUCAAUGGAAUGUGUAAGGGAGACUGUAAUCAAAUGAACUUAAAGUCAUACGUGCAUUUUGUACAUUUUAUUAACCACGCCAAAGUAUUACUAUUUACAACAACAUACUAUAACUAUUAAGAAUAUAUUGUUUAUAGAUUACAUCCUAAUGCAUGCAAUGGCAACAUAUUACAGCUUACUAUAGAAUGGUUAUAUAUUGUAUAAGGUACAAGAUUAUGUUCUAAUAUAGUGCAAUACUUGUUUAAUUUUAUUGCGAUAAGCUGCUUUCCUCUGCCUCUUAAAAUAGAACAAUAAAGAAUCAGGGAAAACAAUUGUAACACCUUUAA
Molecule: messenger RNA, 3700 nt
Organism: Actinia tenebrosa (Australian red waratah sea anemone)
Lineage: Eukaryota; Metazoa; Cnidaria; Anthozoa; Actiniaria; Actiniidae
Product: lutropin-choriogonadotropic hormone receptor
Biological process (GO): activation of adenylate cyclase activity; adenylate cyclase-activating G protein-coupled receptor signaling pathway; hormone-mediated signaling pathway
Cellular component (GO): plasma membrane
Molecular function (GO): G protein-coupled peptide receptor activity; protein binding
Source: RefSeq, a predicted model, not a curated record